CAACUAUUCUUGUCCUUCUGUUGUUUUCCUCUGUCUAUUCUCUCCUGUUCUUCUUCUUUUAAUUCUUCUCCUCGUCUAGUCCUGGUGUCUAGUUUCUCACUCUUGCAAACAAAAAAUCGUCAAUCUCAUCCAGUCUCUCUCUCUCUCUCUCUCAUAACUUAAUCGCCACCAUGGAGGCCAGCUCUUUCAAAAACCCUGCCUCUGUCAAGCAUGAGGCUGCCUCGUCACACUUCGAGGUGGACGCCAACGACCUCUACCUCCGGAAGCAGGCCAGGACUGUUGCUAUGAUUGACGCCGUCAGGAUAGGCAUUACCACUCUUGCCCUCCUCAGCGGCGUCGCCACCCUGGGCUUGUCCGGCAAUGCUCUCUCCGUCUACAACUCGACACACCUGUCCGAGGCCAGCUGGCUGUCGCUGUGGCCUGCCAAGUUUGACCUGCGGCCUACGGUGGCCCUCGUCGUCGGUAGCUCCAUCGUCACCAUUGCCAACAUCGCCGGUCUGCUGUGCAGCAAGGUGCCACACAUCCGCAAUAAUACCCCCCUCCACACACCAAUGAUGUUUGCCGCUCCCUUCCUCGGUUUUGCGGCCGCCCUGAUCGCCAUCAUCUUCUUCUACGCCAUUAACGCCUCCACCACCGUCGACUCCCUGCUCAGCUGGACAUGCCGCUGGACCUCCGUCUCCAUGUCCUCCGCCCCCUACUUCGGCACACUGUGCCAUGCGAGCUGGGCCUCCGUCGUGCUGGCCGUCGUCCUCGUGCCGCUUGAGGCACUUGCCCUCUGCGCCGCAGGCUGGCAGCUCAAGACUGAAAGGCACACCAUGAACUAUGCCUCGGCGAGGAAAGGCAGCCAGAGCCCCGGUGCCUGAGUGGUCUGCGUGACGGCUAUGGUGACAGUCUAGGUAGAUGGUGGGAGCAUAUCAAUGGUGACGGUCUUGGGAAGAAGUUUCUUCAGGUAUGGAUAGGAUAUUUUUGCUCACUUGACAAGCAUCACGUCGGGUGGGGUUAGGUUUGGUAUAAUCUGUAUUUCAGCAGAGGGCUCACAGAGGGCUUGAUGUGGUUUUUCAUUCUUUUUUCUCAAUUUUCAUAUCUAUCCAAGGGUAGAGACAAAGUGUAAGCCUGGUAUCAUGUCUCAAGGCGUAUAGGCCAACCAUACAAUGGAUGGACACCUCCCGAAAUU
Messenger RNA from Cryphonectria parasitica EP155, 1174 nucleotides. RefSeq lists its product as uncharacterized. Lineage: Eukaryota; Fungi; Ascomycota; Sordariomycetes; Diaporthales; Cryphonectriaceae. The transcript is spliced from 3 exons. The coding region runs from base 171 to 863 and encodes 230 amino acids. The record is from RefSeq and is a predicted model, not a curated record.